Molecule: messenger RNA, 1335 nt
Organism: Mercurialis annua (annual mercury)
Lineage: Eukaryota; Viridiplantae; Streptophyta; Magnoliopsida; Malpighiales; Euphorbiaceae
Exons: 2
Coding region: 1-1335 (444 amino acids)
Source: RefSeq, a predicted model, not a curated record
AUGUCUACUUGCUUAUCCUCUUCCUUCUCUUCAAUUCUCGUAAAUGGAAGCCCUUCAAAAAGUUUCCCGUUGAAAAAGGGAGUUUGCCAAGGUGAUCUGAUAUCCCCUUAUCUUUUUGUGCUCACUGCAGAGGGCUUGAAAAGCAUUUUACAAAAAUCAACAAAGAUGGGACUUAUUUCUGGGUUUACAUACUCGGAUAUGUUUGAUCCGGUUUCAGUUCUUCAAUUUGCGGAUGAUACUAUUUUUUUCCUGCCUUUCGAUUUCGUGCAACUGCGAACUUUAACUUGUAUCCUUCGUUGCUUUGAAUUAAUUUCUAGUUUGAAAAUUAACUUCCAUAAAAGCUCAUUGCUUGGUAUCCACGUCUCUGACUCUGAUAUGGCUUUAGCUGCAGAUAUUAUGGGCUGUCGUAUUGAAUCUUUCCCUAUAAAAUAUCUUGGUUUACCUUUGGCUAUGCGCAGGACUCCAAUCUGCAUUUGGGACCUUGUUAUUCAGAGAUUCAAAUCCAAAUUAUCGCUUUGGAAGGGUACUAUACUUUCGCCUACAGGAAGGUUAGUAUUACUGAAAUCUGUUCUGUACAGCUUGCCUAUUUAUUCCAUGUCCAUUCUUGCUAUGCUUAUUUUCUUGUCAAAUGUGGGUUUUGUUAUUAGUAAUGAAGAAUCGAUUUCACUUUGGCACGAUGGUUGGUCGGGGAAUGGUUCAUUGGUUUCGAUUUUCCCUCGCUUAUUUCAGCUUUCAAACAUGAACCAAGCUACUGUCAAUACUGUUAUGACUUGGGGGUGGCGUUGGCGUUGGCGUAGACGUUUGAGGCUAAGCCAGACAGCUUAUUUCGAAGAGCUGCUGCUACUCUUUUUUCUCCACGCCAGAACUACUGGUUCUGCUUCUGCGGUUGGUGAAGACGACGUCAUCUGGAAGCAUGGAAGCAAAGGAUUCUCAGCUGCUUCAGCCUCAACUCUCAUUAGUUCAACACUAUUUGCUCACAACAAUUCAGCUCCCAUGAAUAAUAACAGGUCUGCUCUUUUUGUCAAAUACUGGAAAUUGCAGGUUCCACCAAGAGUUAUGUUUUUAUUUUGGACGGCAUUACAUAAAAGUUUACCAUCUUUACUUUUUCUCAAUACUCAAGAAAUUAUUAGAGAUUGUAUUUCAGAUUGUUCUCUUUACGGUGAAAUGGAGACACAAGAUCACAUCUUUUUGCAUUGCAUUUUUGCAAGGAAAAUUUGGUAUGUGAUGUUUCAAAAAUUGGAUAUAGCUUGGGUGUUGCCUUAUUCUCUUGAAAAAUUCUUUCUCCAAUGGAUUGUUAUUGUUCCGUAUAGUGGUUGUGUUAGUGAUAUGCACUAG